GAAAAUCAAUAGUAAUAAUUGACAAAAAUGCCUGAGCUGGGUCCUAUGAUGCGUGCGCUCGAACUGCAGCGGCUGAUCGAAGACAAAGUGUCUGAGUGGCGCGAAAGGUCAGCCCAGGUCGCCGGAGGGACCGUGGCCGACUCUUAUCAGCAACCACUUAGUUUCAAGCGUCACACAAACAGGCGCAAGAACAGUGCUGAAAUCAACAGAAUUAUCGCAAAGUACUCAAAGCCGAACAAGAGGGCGGACGAGCGAUACGUCCUCCCGCAACCCACUCCAGAAAUAACUCCGCCGCGGCCCGCUAGGAACAAAAAGUCCAAUUUGAAGUUGUCCAAAAGCGAAGACAAUCUUGCCAGCGUCAGUGUCGAUUUGAAUACUCACCCUGACCCGACGGAAAUCCGACCUCCGCCUCGUGGUCGGUUCAAUAUGGCUAAGUACAGCACCAAAAGUUACGAAGACAUCACAACGUUUGUUGACAUCCAUCACACCAACCGGAGCAAAAAUUUCGAAGAGAACAGCAUUCUGAACGCGAAGCCAGCCAACAAAGAUUCUAGACCCAACAUCUAUAGCACCGGCGAAAAUGUGUCGAAAAUUACGGAUUUCAGUGAUAGUGGUGUAAAAGCGCGUCAAAAGUCGAAUUUUACAACAUCGACACCUUUGUCUAAAAGAAAAACGUAUGCUGCAGGUGAUUCUGUAUCAUUGGAUUUUGAAAAGUGUUCUAAUUAUGAAGCUAGUGAUCCUCGAAAAGGCUCUUCGGAGCCCGAUUUACUUAGCGCAGAUAGUGUGGACUCUGUAGUCACGUCAAAGACGACAGACUCUAAUAAGCGAUGGAAACUUUUGAAAAAACCUUUUCAAAAAGGAACAUUUGGCUGGUUGCUGCGGUGGCGGAGGCGUGGAAAAAAGGCCAAUCCUCAAAAGACUACUAGAAUACAAGAAGUAGACGACAGUUUCUUCGAGAAAUUUGGGUCCAUACUAAAGGCCGUGUCACAGAGGGCUGCUAUUGCGGAAGCCACGCCUUUAGCUCCACUAAAGGAGGUAGAAGAACAAGAUGGAGAACAGAAGAUUGAAGGAGACCUUCAGACUGUGUGUCGCUCUACUCUAGAUACUGAUAGCGGGACUGAAACUCUACUGGACACAGAUUCGGAACCGGAAGAUACUGAGAAGGUUGAUUUUCUCAAAGAAGCCGUUGGAUGGAAUAUCGAUGAACUUUAUUUGGAAAUACUUUACGAAAUACUCCACAAUGUCGGGGGAUGUGACGUAGGUUGUGAAGUAGGGCAGUUAGCCAUGCUGUCUUACGUCCAAGAAGCCUUUAAGAUAUCAAAUGAAAAACACACAUUAUUACUUACUCAAGCAGAGGCUAAGGAACCACCAGAAUUAAGACUUAAUGUGGAAUUAGUGGAAGCAAAGGAUUUAGUGCCGAAGGAUCCCAAUGGACUCAGUGACCCAUUCGCGACAAUUUAUUUGAUGUCUAAUUCUACGCAUCGGUACAACACUUCUGUGAAAAUGGGAACACUCAAUCCCACUUGGGAGGAAUAUUUUUCUUUACCAAUGCCGGAAAACGUUAACGAAGAUUCACUUUGUUUAGAAAUAUGGGACUUCGACCCAGCGGAAACUGUUAAAGAGAAAAUGGGUAAAAUUUUCAAGGUGAAAGGCGUAAAGGGCUUCCAGAAGUUGAUGAAAGAGCUGUACGUCACGGCGUCCACGGGAAAACACGACAAUGAACUUAUUGGCAACUGUAAUAUACCGCUUAAAUCCAUACCUGCGGGGGGCAUGACGAUGUGGUUCAACCUUAGUAAGAAGAGCAAGCUCCGGCGGCAAGGCGUAGUGAAGGUGCGGCUCAAUUUCUCCUCGGAGAAGAGUUCGCAGGUCGCUGCCCAGGAGCAUCGCCACUUGCUCAGGAUAUUGCUGCUGCAUGAGCUUGAGAGCUCCAAAGUGGCCCCAUACUGGUGGUGUGGCAAUUUUAGCGCCCCAGCUGAAGCCGUACUCACACAGCACGCUGCACAAAGUGGACUGACGCAGAACGACAAUACCUUAGCUCAGUGGUCUGUGUACUGCACCGUUACUCCUGACCACCCGCUCAGCUUCGCCCUCUUCGGCAACUUGCUUGAUAAACUCACCAAGCCCUUGCAGGCAGGCCUACUGAACGAAGAGGACGUCAAGCUAUUCUGGGAUGGUGCGAAGAAAUUGCUACCAACGUGCUUCAGCCAUAUUAGAAAAUUGAGGAAGAAGACUGCCGGCGACAAAACCGUUAUGAAAACACUUCGCGAAGUACUUAAGAUCUUGCAGAAAAUUUCGGUUUUGGACGCUCCGGAUUCAGUCGAAAUGUUCCCAAUUAACUUGUAUGGUUGGCUAAGGACCAAAGACGAUGGAAGCAAAUUGACAAUAUAUGAAGUAUUGAACCAGGCUGUAAUUCAAGGUGCUUCCGAUUGGUUCGUUCAUAUACUGGACAAUAAUGAAGUUAAGGAGAACACAGAAGAAGCCAGAUUGCAACAUCUAAUUAGAGUGAUUCAAUUGGUCCGAUCGGACUUGCAAAGGGCGAUUGAGUAUUACGAUAAAGUUUUUGUUGAAGUAAUGAGGUACCCCUAUUCUAAAGCCCUCUAUGGGAUAUAUGAAAGUAAGCUCGCCGACUUAGUAAAGCCACAAGUGACAGAAGUGUGCAAGAGUCUCAAGCGGUUACGGUACAGCGACGAUGGGUCGACGACCAGUGUGCAUUUGGCGGGAGGAGUAAACGGUGCGACAGGAAUGGGGACCCCACAGGUGGAAUCGGAGCCUUUGGCGAUGGGGACCACCUUGUUUGAACUCUAUUUGGCUUUGCAAAGAUUUUUGUCAUUAGGACAAGGUCUGAACCCGACUGAUUGGGACUCCUACGCUAUAUCAAAAUUUCACGUUUGGUUCUUUGAAGGUGUUGCUCAAUGGCUCGAUAUCGCCGCAUUCAAAGCCUUAACGAGAAUCGAGAAAGCAGUAGAACUGGAUAAUUUAGUGCCAGUGUACACGGAUGUGAAGUAUAGCAGCUCAUCGGUAGACACUAGGAGUAUAUUCAGCCAGAUUAAGAUCUUUUGGGAGCAACUCGCAUGGCCCGAAGUUGAAGGAUGUUACACUUUCGUUGCUAAGAUCAUCGACGACAUUUGUCGUUGUUGCGUGUUCUACUCAGACAAGAUGGCGAGUCGCGUUGACAGACUAGGCACUGUUAGCACUGUACACGAGGAACGCUUCGAAGUGACCACAGAAUGGUGCAUAGCUAUCAAUAAUAUUGACUUCGUGAGACAGAGUUUACAACCGUACGUAGAGGAACUUGGCAUGGAGGAUAUUAUUAAUAAGAUGUGUGAAGCCAGAAGUUCACUUGAAGCCCAAAGGUGCAAAGAGACACUCCAGAACGUAGUAGCAAACGCUAUAGAUACAGUGAAAAAUAAAAUUGUUGAAGUUAUUGAAGCACUUAUUAAAAAGAUGAUGCCAUCCAUUACUCGUUUCCUAGUGGAAGGUGCGGAACUACUCCACCAAGACUGUCUAAGCAUGGACCGUGUUAUGCGCUAUCUAGAACAAAAUCUUGAUACAUUAAACGAGCAUCUAAGUAACGAAAACUUCUCAAGAACUCUUGACAUAGUCUGGGAACAACUUGGCGAAGUUUUGUAUGAGCUUAUCCAAGCCAACUUAGAGCACCGAAGGGCAAAGAUUGCUCGCUUUAUCGACCCCAGGCGCCUGAGCAAAUCUGCUGCCGCCAACUUAGACGCGAAACGCCGCCCGCCAUCGUUCUUUUCGAAUCUCCAUGAGUGUUUAAAAAUAAUGAUACGAUCCUUCGUACAAGUUGAUAAGGAAGCAUAUACGUCAGACACGUUAAAGCGCGUGGAGUAUUUGUUGAAAAUACAUGGCAUGGAGACAAGGGAGUUGAUACAUCAAUAUCAUUUAGAGAGAUGGCAGGAACAAAAGGCCAUUACUGACCCUAAAAUGGGAGUGCUGACAGUCAGAGCUCAGUUUGUAGAAAACAAUUUGAAAGUCGAAAUUAUGAAUGCUAGAAAUUUACUGCCUACUGAUUCCAAUGGACUAUGCGACUCAUAUGUUCGAAUAGAGCUGCUGCCCGAGGAUACGUUCGUCAACGUGAUCAAAUGCAAGACGCAGACGCAUAAUAAGAAUCUCUUCCCGUUAUAUGACGAGAUGUUUGUGAUUCCCCUAAGCCCUGAACAGAAGCACACCCCGGACGGUCUUAUGCAUCUAGUGAUAAAGGACAAAGACAUGUUCAGUAUGAGCAACACGUUCGUUGGGGAGGCGUACGUCCGCUUUACCGAGAUACCUGACACGCCCGCGCCGAUAUCAAGUCUUCCUCAGCAGCAUUUGGCGCUAACCAGACCGACCAAUAUAGACGGCGACGCAGUGAAAGCGUUGGAAUCGCGUCCCGGCGACAAGCAAGCCCGCGACUUCAUCAAGAAACAACGCCAGAAGAUCCCCGGCAAGCAGUUCUUCUCUCUCAGCUGAAACUAAAUUACAUAACACCUAAAGAAUUAUACGUAAAAUCAUCUAUCUGUACUGAGGCUGACAAUUUUGUGUUCCUCUACUAUGAAGCAGAAUUUUAAAAAACUCAAAUUUCUGUUACUUAAUGAUUUAAAAGAUAUGUACAUAAUACAUUCGCUUGUAUGCAUUCAUAAACGUAGAGAAAUUGUUGAAUUGUUAAAAUACUUCACCCAUUAUUAUUUUAAUGGUAAAUACCAUUAUUUGUAUAUAAUAGUUUGGAAUAAAAUUAAAUUUUAAUUUCGCAUCGUCAGGACAAAGAAAAAACAAAUAACAAUACAUUCAAAAGUGUUUGUCAGCCUUUUGCAGGAUGUUCAUUCUGUCUGAAUGCAAUUUGUGUGAAACUAACUAGAGAUAUCUAUAAAUGUCGCUGUCCUUUUCGUUUAUACUUUCUCUGUCAGUUUCACUAAACAUCGUGCAGUGUAAUCUUAACUAAUUUAGAGCAUAGGUACAAGAGUACGUCAAGAUUUUUCAGGUGCACUGAGGAUAAAACGGCCCAAAUUCCAAAGUGUGAACCUUGAUGUGUUCUAUAUUGUACAUGGCCCAAAUACUGACCAAAUGACGUACAGCAGUAAGAUUUGUAAUUGAAAAACUAAAUAACUGCUUACGUCGAUCGAAAUUAAACAAAUUAUAUUUAUGUUUUAAAACACAAAUAUAAUAUUUUUUUUAUAUUCUAAUGAAAAAAUCGCGAAUCGGUGAACUGUGUGAUGAAUUUUACAGCGUUGGGAUGUGCAGCUUAUAAAAAUAUAACUUAAGUGUUGAAGAGUGUUAGGAUACACUUGUAAACUUGGGCCAGUGAAAAAGUGAAAACCGACAGUUAUGUAGGUGCGCCAAAUUCAGUGGGAACAUGCAAAACACGCAUACGAAUUUUACAAAGCUUGACCACUUCUGCCCUCCUUGUCAUAACCAACGCAUUUGCAUUUCGCUAACUUUCGAGAUAUUGGCAUCUACAUUUUUACGGUUACCCAAAAAUGUCAACUAAGUUGACUGAAACUAUUAUGAUAUUAAAUAACCGAUUAGAGGGGGUUGUAGAUCUUGUUUCGCUCACAGAUUCGAUUCCAAAUAUGCUAAUAACUCAAUUUCGCUAAAAAUGUCGAUUACCUUAGCGUAAUAUAAUAAUUGAAUAUAAUAAUAAAAUAAGGUGGGCAGAAUUUGUGAUCAAAAAGAUUAAAGGUCUACUAAACUAGUUGGGUAGCUAUUUUAUGAACUUAUUGAGAAAGUACCGAACUGGCUAUGCUCGCCUUUUGUCAUAUUGAAAUAUUAUCAAUGUAUGUCAUGGUAAAGAUAUAAUGUCGGGAAUAAUAUUAUUCAAUAAAUGUUUAAUAAAAAAAACUGAUAUAACUUAUACAUACAUACAAUAAAUAGUUAUCAGUACAUUAGUAUUUCGCCUUGGCGGUCGUUUUCUACUUUUUUAUUGGUCUUAUAUCGUAAGCAAUAAUGACUCGCUUAUAGAAAAGUAAGCAAUAUAUGUAUAGACUGAUAUGAGGCCGCUUAAUUUUAGAGUAAAUUACUACUUAGUUCAGUUUGUUACCAGUUCAUUUAGCACAGAAUCUCGACCUUGGCUAAGCCAAAAAUAGAGCACAUUUUUGUUGAAUUAUUUUGACCAAAACACAGUUCGAAAUUAUAUAAAAAUUAUAUAUAGUUGGACUAAAGAUCUCAUUAAAGCAGAAACUUCAAGAUUUAGUAAUUCUAACUGAACUCUAGAAUUUUUUGUAAGUUUUUAGAUAAUAUAUUUAUCGCAUAAAAGUAUUGAUGCGUUUGUGGCAGAGUAUUUAUAUUUGUUCGCCAUAAAUGUGUUAUGUCCUAAGUAAAUGUAGACUUAAUUAUUUAUAUUCACUGUGUUUAUAAAGUGGAGAGGGAAUAUGUAAUAUGGGGUGCUAAAACGUGACAUAUUCAUUGUAAAACAAAUGUAGUGUGUUCUAAGUAGUUAUUUUCUGUGAUAAAGAAAUGUGCCUUACUUUAUUUCUUUAAACUUCUCACUUUCAAUUUUAUUUCUUUUGGUGGUAUUGUUAUACAAUGAACUACAAUGGUUUAUAUGCGACAUUAUAAAUUUUGAAUAAACAUACAAAACAAGCAAUAUCAACUUAUGUGGUUUAUUGUACGUUCCAAUUUCUUUUUACUUCAUUAUAAUGCCCGAGAUUCUUUAUUUUCGUUAU
Messenger RNA from Hyposmocoma kahamanoa, 6656 nucleotides. It is a transcript of the gene stac, whose product is annotated as protein unc-13 homolog 4B. The record is from RefSeq and is a predicted model, not a curated record. The transcript has 18 exons. The coding region runs from base 28 to 4467 and encodes 1479 amino acids. NCBI's taxonomy places the organism in Eukaryota, Metazoa, Arthropoda, Insecta, Lepidoptera, Cosmopterigidae.